Magnolia sinica is the source of this 1725-nucleotide messenger RNA. Its product is annotated as probable receptor-like protein kinase At4g10390. Gene Ontology annotation, biological process: protein phosphorylation. The transcript has 2 exons. Gene Ontology annotation, cellular component: plasma membrane. The coding region runs from base 87 to 1403 and encodes 438 amino acids. NCBI's taxonomy places the organism in Eukaryota, Viridiplantae, Streptophyta, Magnoliopsida, Magnoliales, Magnoliaceae. The record is from RefSeq and is a predicted model, not a curated record. Gene Ontology annotation, molecular function: ATP binding; protein kinase activity.
GCUUCAUACGGACUCAUCUACAGUUCUAAUUAUUUCGUCUUAAAAUACAGGAUACCACCCCUUCCUCGUGUGUGAACCCUUUUCUCAUGGCUUCUUUUCUAAGUCCUCAUGUGAUUUCCAAAGGUCACACCUCUACAUCCGCUGGCUUUGUUGUCCGUAUUUGCAGCCGUGGGAUCUUUUCCUCCUUAUUUUUCUCUUAUCCCAACUUCUCUCUAGCUUCUAAGAACACACCCAUCUCUCCACCACCUCUCAAAACAGCUACAACCAUCAGCCCAAAACACAGAAUUCUCAUAGCCAUCAGCAUCUCAGCUCUUAUCCUGACUUGGGUUCUUGUCAUGGCCUACUUCAAGUGCUUCAGAUUCAAGAUCAAGAGGAAAAUCAGGCAUGAAGAAGAUGAGGAAUGCAGCCCCCCAAAGACCCAUGUCGUCGAUCAGCCCGAUUCGGACCGCCGGCCUAGUUCUUGCGGGAAGAGUUCGGUGAAGAGAUUUGGGUGGGAUGAGAUCGAGAAGCUUAGCAUGAAUUUCAAUUCUGUGAUCGGCGAAGGCGGGUUUAGCACCGUUUAUCUUGCUUGGUUCCCGGAUUCAAACCUCGGAGCGCUCAAGAUCCAUUGGAAUAGCGAGCGCCUCAGCAGGGUCUUUAAGCAGGAACUUGAAGUCUUGAUGCGCGUCAGCCAUGAAAACAUUGUCAAGCUUCUUGGCUAUUGCGAUGAGAGAGAAGAAGGGGUCCUGGUGUUCGACUAUGUUCCCAAUGGAAGCUUGCAAGAUAAGCUCCACGGCCAAGGUGAGGAGGCCCACAACCUUCCUUGGGGCCGACGCAUGUCGAUCGCCUUCCAACUCGCCCAAGCGAUCGAGUAUCUCCAUGACAGCUGCGAUCUCCAAAUCAUCCACAGCGACAUCAAAGCCUCCAAUGUCCUACUCGAUGAGCACUUCGAUUGCAAGCUCUGCGAUUUCGGGUUCGCUAAAAUGGGAUUUUCAUCGACUAUCCUACCAUCAUCGGCGACUCCAAUGAUGGGUUCUCCUGGUUACACUGAUCCGCAUUACCUGCGGACAGGAAUCAUAUCUAAGAAGAAUGACGUUUAUAGCUUCGGAGUUCUUGUUCUUGAGCUGAUUACAGGUAUUGAAGCGUUUUGUGUCGAAAAAGAGCAGCUUUUAACGUCUAUUGCUAGACCGAUGCUGCGAGAUCCAACUAAGGCAAUCGAAAUGGUGGAUUCGAGAUUGGUAGGAGAAUUCGAUGCAGAGGAGGUGAAGACAAUGGCUUCGAUUUCAGCUUUCUGCCUUCAUGAACAGCCCAGCUUAAGGCCGUCCAUGGCUGAGAUCUUGCGGACGAUGAGAGAGAAGAUCUUAUCUAUCUCCUUUGGCGCCGGAAAAUCAAAAUCGAAGGAAAUUAGCAAGGAAGACUUGUAAAUUUUCACAGUAAAAGAAAAAAAAAAAAAAAAAACAGAACAAACAGUUGUGCCUACUGGCUGUGAGAUAAAAAAAGACGUUAUUAAUUUGAAUUUGAAGACGGUAUUGUCCCUCCACUGUCGAAUUCCCUCUGGGUAAUUCCGUCAUUGGCAAAAUGAAGGGUAUUUUCAUAAUUUAGACAGAAUUCAGGGUCUUUUGUAUUUAUCGAUUUACUAUGUAUGAUUGGCCCUUUGGAGAGUGAUAAGGAGAGAAAAGGAAAGUUGGGUUCAUGAAAUGAAGUGGGUCCCACUGCAAUGAAGAAUUUAAUGGGGGAGGUUGAAAA